CAGAAUAUAUAUAUAUUUUUAAAGGCAAGCUUAUUGCAGAUCUAAAGUAUUCUUAGUUUGGCUUCCAUCAUGGCACAAUAUAAUUUUGAGGGUGAAAUCCAAAACAUUCAUGAUCGUCAGCUGGAAUUUAUUAACAGUGUGAUCGAAAAACUAGGAUACAAGAACAGCAAAGUGACGUUUAAUGCUGUUGGAACGGCAGGUGACAAUUAUGUGGCAAAUGUUAAAAGGAUCAUUGUAGAGGGAGAAAGUGGCAAUUUGUCCAUAAUUGCGAAAAUAGCACCAACAUCAGAAGUCCUGCGACAAUCGUUUGAUAGUGGACCUUUGUUCGGUAAUGAGAGUUUUGUGUACUCGAAAGUCUUACCGAAGUUCUUGCAACUGCAAAAGCAAGCGGGAGUGCCAGUAGAAGAACAAAUUAAAUUCCCAAAAUGUUACGGAUCACUCAGUGAAGCGCCCAAUGAAGUAAUACUACUGGAAGAUGUCAAACUGAGCGGCUAUACUAUGCUGGAUCGAUUUAUACCCCUCACAGACUACGUUGUGAAAGGUGUUUUAAAAAGUUUAGCAGUGUGGCAUUCAAUGUCUUACGUCUUAAAAGUGAAGGAGCCUGAAACUUACAAUCUCUUCAGGGAUACCUUAGUUGACUUAUGGGGAAUUAUGGCUGAAAAGAAAGAUAGUCCAGCACUUGUGUUUUUAAAUCAAAUCGAAACUAUGGCCAUUGGCAUUUUAGCUGAUUACCCAGAAUACCAGAAUAUUUUAAGACACAAAGUUUCUGGUUCAAUUGAAAAAGCGGCGAAGAUGCAAAAAGUUGAAUAUGGGAAUAGAUUUGCAGUUAUUCAACAUGGCGAUACUUGGACCAAUAAUAUUAUGUUCAAAUUUGAGGGAGACGAAUUAACAGAAACUAUGUUAAUAGACUACCAAGGUGCGAGGAACUCAAGCCCUGUAAGCGACCUGAUGUAUUUCCUCUUCACCUGCACUCACCACGAAGCUAGGGUAGAAUAUUACUACGAAUGGCUGGACUACUAUCACUCGCAAUUAGAGAAUUCACUAUCAAACUUUGGAAUAAAAGCCAACUAUGUCUACCCUAGGGAUCAGUUAGACGCUGAUAUGAAGAGGUAUGGCAAAUUAGCUCUGGGCAACUCUAUAGUAACAAAUAGCAUUAUAGUACUGAAACCCGAAGAAGCCAGUAAGGUUAAAGACCAGAUGGAGUCGGCUGAUAUGAGUAACAUGAAUGCAGUGAACAAUAUGGAACCUGCAACGAUAUUAGCGUACAAGAAGAAGCUUAUUGGAAUUCUGGAGAGUUUUGAUAGGUUCGGUUUACUGUGAUUCUACCAUGUUAAUGCCAAUCUUUAAUUAAGGCUACAUUUUUGAAUGUAAUGAUGUGAGUGCUUAUAAAUGUAUUUUUGGUGUAUGCUUUGUUGUAUGUCCUUUUAUAAUGUAUAGAGAUUUAAGCGCUGCUCAUUGCUACCUCAUGACCAUUUAUUUUUGUUUGUUAAUAAAUAAGUAAAGAAAAACUUAGAAGAUAACACUUAGAACAUAAGUCCUGUCAGUUGCGUGAUGGAAAGAAAAGACUAUUACCACCAUAUUUAACAGUAACCACCUCUAUAUCAUACUUUAAUUUUACCUGCCCAGUAUUUCUAUACUCGCCUUUUAUGAUUUAAUUGUGAUUAUGUGUAUUAAAAAUAAUUAAGUUAAACAAUACUUAACCAAUACCCUCUGAAAACCUAUCUGAUUGUCAUACGGUCAGUAGAAAGGUUGAGAUUGCAUCGCUAUUCUUUAGGUAUAGUUCAAACUUCACUUUUGUCCGUAAAUAAAAAUAGAAUUGUCGUUAUUUUAUUACUUUUAAUAUACAUGAUAACUUUAUGUUGUUGUUUUUUUUGUAGAACUAUUUAAGUCCGGUUAUUUUAUUCAGUGUUUCUUAGGGCCCCAUAUUAAGCCCAUUCCUAUUUUUGGAUUGCAUACUUGUACCAGUAUUUUUUAUCAUACCAUUCAGUGACAAUCUGUGAUUUAAUGCUUGUAGUGGAUAACUCAUAUACCCAUUUACGAGUAUGUAUAUUUACAUAGGUAUAUAUUAUUUGACUGUAGGUAAGUCCAGUUUGUUAUUGAUACUUUUAUAUAUUUUAUUUUACUUAAAUGAUUUGUUAAUACUACAGCUUCCACUGUCUGAAAUGAAAACUGAAAACUAUGUGUUUGGAUUAUUGAAUAAAUUAUUUUUGAGUUUGUGAAAUAGUUA
Helicoverpa zea (corn earworm) is the source of this 2227-nucleotide messenger RNA. RefSeq lists its product as uncharacterized. Bases 70 to 1320 code for a protein of 416 amino acids. The record is from RefSeq and is a predicted model, not a curated record. The transcript has 2 exons. Lineage: Eukaryota; Metazoa; Arthropoda; Insecta; Lepidoptera; Noctuidae.